GAACGGGGAGGAUGGGAAAUGGUGCAGCAUCAACGAAGAAAAAACCGCAGCGGCCCUGGGAACGAAAUGAUGCGCCUCACCCAAACAUGUCCAACUGAGGUCUUACUUCGUCGGCAGGCGAGCAGGUAAAUGGCAGGGGGCCGCAGGCAGCAGUGCCCAUCUCUAGCCGGCCAAUGCAGUGUGUAGGGCCUGCUGUCCAGGGCGACGUCAACAUGAACGGGGUGGGGGAGCAGGUGGACAUCCUGCCACCAAACUGCAUGGUGAAGGAGCGCUGGAAAGUGCUCAAGAAGAUAGGGGGAGGUGGUUUUGGGGAAAUCUAUGAAGCACUAGACUUGCUGACCAGGGAAAAUGUGGCACUGAAGGUGGAGUCGGCCCAGCAACCCAAACAAGUGCUCAAGAUGGAGGUGGCUGUUCUGAAGAAACUCCAGGGGAAAAACCAUGUCUGCAAAUUUAUCGGAUGUGGACGAAACGAGAAGUUCAACUACGUGGUUAUGCAACUGCAGGGGAGGAACUUAGCUGAUCUGAGGCGCAGCCAGCCUCGGGGGACCUUCUCCAUGAGCACCACGCUCCGCCUGGGCAAACAGAUCCUGGAGUCCAUAGAGGCCAUUCACUCAGUGGGCUUCCUGCACAGGGACAUUAAGCCUUCCAACUUUGCCAUGGGCCGGCUGCCAUCGACAUAUAGGAAAUGUUACAUGCUAGACUUUGGCCUGGCGAGGCAGUACACCAACACCAGCGGAGAGGUGCGGCCGCCAAGAACGGUGGCAGGAUUCCGGGGGACAGUCCGAUAUGCGUCUGUCAAUGCUCAUAAAAACAAAGAGAUGGGUCGGCAUGACGAUUUGUGGUCCCUGUUUUAUAUGCUGGUGGAGUUCACUGUUGGUCAGUUACCAUGGCGAAAAAUUAAGGAUAAGGAGCAGGUGGGUCAGAUUAAGGAACGCUACGAGCACAAGAUGCUGCUCAAGCACAUGCCGUCGGAGUUCUACAUCUUCUUGGACCACGUGUUGGGGCUAGACUACUAUACCAAACCAGAUUACCAGUUGCUGAUGUCAGUGUUUGAUAUGAGCAUGAAGGACAGGACCAUUACUGAGAACGAGUCGUAUGAUUGGGAGAAAGCAGGGACAGAGCCUAUGCUGUCAACCAGCACGCCUGCCCCACCCCAACAAAACACCAGACCGACUGCUGCAGUGGCAGGAGUGGUCAAUAUAACGCCGGUUCCUGGGGAGCAGCAGCGAGAGAACACAGAUGAUGUCCUGCAGGAUGAGCACCUAAGUGACCAGGAGAACGCCCCGCCCGCCCCAGCACCCAGCAGGCCGAGCGACGCCGCCCAUCCCCCACCCGAGGGAGAGGCCUGGGACGACACGGACUUCAACCGCAACAAACUCAGGAUCAGCAUCAGCAAGACACAGGUGGCUUUGGAGGAGGAGGGUCAAGCAGGAGGGACGGGCUCUGCCGAGGCGAAAGCUCUGGAAUCUCCCAGCGGACAGGCGCGUGCCCUCAGGUUCCGCCGUGUCAACAGCCCCGAGUCUGACCGACUCUCUGGUGCAGAUGGCCGCGCAGAUGCCUAUGACAGACGGUCUCGCAUGGACAUCCUGUGCUCCCCGUCCCGGCUGGUCUACUCCUCGCAGCCAGCCCAGAUGCUCUCGCUGGACGCGGGGCAGGGCGAGCGGCAGGCCAGUGGGCGGCAAGACGCCUCGGUGGACGCCGACCAGGAGGCCCACAGCAAUGCCUUCAUCCACUCGGUGCCGCUGGCCGAGGAGGAGGACUUUGACAGCCGCGAGUGGGUCAUCAUCGACAAGGAGAUGGAGCUGCGCGACUUCCUGCCGGGUGCCGAGCCCACCACCUCGGGCACCACGGACGAGGAGCCCGAGGAGCUGCGUCCGCUGGAGGACCACGAGGGCCGGCGGAGGUGCCACGACGGUGUGGUGCGGCCCAAGACCCACUCGGCCGAGCGGACGCGCUGCAUGAUGGCUCUCAACAACGGGGAGGGAGCGGGGCCCAGCCCCGCCCACUCGCCCUGUCACUCACUGCCUCACACGUGCCCCCGGAGGAGAGAAUCCGAACCGUUUGGUCCUCACAGACAGUUGGAGGAGGACAGGCCACACCCCCAACACUCUUUCCCGAGGCCCGCCCAUUUGAGAAGAUUGGCGUCGUAUGUGUUCUCCUCCAAUUCCAUGGAAGCGGAGCCCUUCCCCCACGACCCCGCCCUGGGCAGCCCGGCCAUUCAGCGCAGCCGCUCGGCCGAGAGCAGCCCCGCCCACCGGCACACCCACCGCCGACACAUGCCCCUGUUGCCAGGCAACCCACGGGCCCGCCACUCUGUGCUCAACCUGUCGCGCCUCCACCUCCAGCAGAUGCUGGCCAAACUCAUGAACAAAACCGCAUGGCCCGGGAGUGUGGCAGACAGCAUCCUGCUGAGGGCUGGUCAGUGCACUUACAGUACAGACAUCCAAGAGGCACAUCCUGAGGUCCCGCCCCCCCAGACGAGGCCGAAGCGAGUGGACUUCCUGUCAGGGGUGCUGAUGUUCGACGUGCCUCGGGAGGAGGGUCAAGAGGGCCCGGGCUCUGGCAGCGAGGGCAGUCCCAAGAGCAGCGAGGGGAGCCCGGAGAACGCCGCGUCCACCCUGAUGGCCCCCGCGCACAACAAGGAGCACGACCAGGAGGACGCUUCACGCACCCUGGUGCUGGCCUCGCCGGCCAACGGCCUGGCCUCCCCCGGCGACGGGCAGGGCACGUUCACCGCGCUGACGCCACAGAGUGAGCGGCCGCCACCACAGCCGGACGAGGCCGAACCCGGAACGCUGCCGUUCACCAUCAUCAGGUCCGAGCCCCGGCCCAUCAUCGCCAUGCCGACCGUCAGCAUGGUGUCCAGUUCAGGAGGCACGUCCUCGCCGCCGUUCACCAAGGUGGAGCGCACCUUCAUCCACAUCGCCGAGACGUCGCACCUGAACGUCAUGACGGCCAGACAGCAGCACCCCAGCUCCCACGAGGAGGCAGCGCCGGAGCCCAGCCAAUCAGAGAGCGCCAAAGAAGAGGAGGACGAGGAUGAGGAGGGGAGAGAGGAGAUGAAGGGUGAGAGCGAAGGCGAGGAGGAGGAGAGCAAAAAGGAGAAAUUAGAGGAGGAGGAUAGAGAUGAAGAAAGCCCACAGAGUGAGGAAGAGGAAGACAGAGUUGAUGACUCAGAAAAACAUGAAGACAUUCCGUGUGAUGCAGUGAUCCUAGAGGAGGAAGCGUCAGAGAAAGGAGUGAAAAAGAGUGAGAAGGAGGGAGAGAGCGAGAGCGACAAAAGUGCUGAGAGCAAGGAAGAAUGCAGAGAGAGCAUCUCGGCUUCGCAGGAGGCAGAACAUGAGCACAUGCCUGAGGCAGCUGUCCAAUCAGAAGCUUCCAUUCGAAAUGCAAAAGAAGCCGUUGUGCAGAACAUUCUAGAAGCCGGUGGGGAAACUGAUUUAGAGGCAGCGCCGUGUGUUCAGCAGGAAGAGGAUGCUGAUCAGGAAAAGGUGUGUGAAGUCCUCGCUGCUGAUGCAGAGACAGGGGAGGAGAUGAAGGAAGAGGCGGGCCUGGAGGGUGAAACACCACCUGUGAUUGGUGCUGAGACAAAAGGGGAGGAGCUUGAGACCAACGCUCCAACCAGCCGUCAGCGCCGGAGUCGGAUUCCGGUGCCCGUGUCAGAGGAGGAGAGCGGCUCGGACCGGUCGAUUCCGAGGGGCCCUGGCUCCCCGCACCACCUGAAGACCAGACGCCCCCACCUGGCUCGGCUGGUCCUGGAGCGCCGACAGAGCAGCCACAGACCGCCCGGUGUGCCCUCCUCCCCGAGCCGGUCCACCACGGCCUCCGAGGACGACACACACCAGUCGGACGAGUCCGUGAGGGAGAGGGGCAGGCCACGGGCGGCGGAGGGCCAGAAGAGGAGCAGGAUCCCCAGGCUGGUGACGCCGGUCAGGAAACCCCCGUUGGCCCCAGUGACCACUCCCGCUGCACCCCUACACCCCCAGACAACAAAAGCAACCUCCUCUCUGCGCAGGCUUCGGAAGGCAUCCAGCAUGGGCUCCUCGUCGCCCAGGUCCGAGCCCUGUCCCUCUGCGGCUCCACAGAGCCGUCCCCUCUCUACGGCAGGCCCCACCCUGCUCCGUGGGAACCGCAGCGGCCCUCGCGGGACCCCCCGGGCCCCGGGCUCCCCGUCGGCCGCGCGCAGCAUGAGCACCUCCCCGCGUAGUUACUCCACCUCCCGCACCGACAGCCCCUCCCCUCAGCACCACAGACGCCCGCCGGCCGCCGGCGAGAGGAGGAGGCAGCCUGCAGCGCCCGUGCGCCCCACCUCCACGCCCCCGCCCAAAACCAGAACCCAGGAGCCCGUCUCCAAGAGGACCAGGCCACUCGCCUGUGCGGCCACGCCCGCUAAAGGGAAGCGAGAGACGUCCGAGGGGAAACCUUCCGGUAGAUAAUAGCCUCACACCUAGCCAUACGCUACCCACAAGACAUCUGCAUUACCACAACAACAAUUGGGCAAAGGCCCA
Molecule: messenger RNA, 4508 nt
Organism: Alosa sapidissima (American shad)
Lineage: Eukaryota; Metazoa; Chordata; Actinopteri; Clupeiformes; Clupeidae
Product: tau-tubulin kinase 1-like
Exons: 18
Coding region: 174-4436 (1420 amino acids)
Biological process (GO): peptidyl-serine phosphorylation; peptidyl-tyrosine phosphorylation; signal transduction
Cellular component (GO): cytoplasm; nucleus
Molecular function (GO): ATP binding; protein serine/threonine kinase activity
Source: RefSeq, a predicted model, not a curated record